Messenger RNA from Bradysia coprophila, 4319 nucleotides. It is a transcript of the gene elav, whose product is annotated as embryonic lethal abnormal vision. Gene Ontology annotation, molecular function: RNA binding. Gene Ontology annotation, cellular component: ribonucleoprotein complex. NCBI's taxonomy places the organism in Eukaryota, Metazoa, Arthropoda, Insecta, Diptera, Sciaridae. The record is from RefSeq and is a predicted model, not a curated record.
ACAGAAAACAAAAAAAUUGUCGAAAAUCCAACUUGAAAACAGAACGAAAUUUAUUAUUUCUGUUUUUGCUGAGGAAAUUCUAUGAAAUAAUUGGAAAUUUGUGGUUUUUGUUCGGUAUUAACGUGUUGGUUGUGCAAAUUCGGCGGAGUUUUGUUGAAUUGAUGGUCGGUUAAUGCGAUAAAAGUUCAGACAAAAAAGUAUUUUAUCGGGAAAGCGAAGUCACAGUAUUGUGUGUGUAUUCGAAUCAUAUUAUAUUCCACUAUCGGGACGGGCCAGAAAGUGUGUGUAUGCAUUUGAUGUGCCAUAUUAUUUUUCGCCGAUAGAAACUAAAGUGAAUUUUGCGGAUCGUGAAAAAGUGAUAAAUUAAAAACGAUUGAACUAAUGAUGACCAAUACAAUGACCCAAGGUGGCCUAGACAGUCAGGUUCUCCUAGCCACAGCCCAACAACAACAGCAUCAAGCGCAGAAACAAAAUGGCGGUUCUACGGAGGGACCGACCAGUGAUUCCAAUGAGAAUCGAACAAAUCUUAUUGUCAACUAUUUACCACAAACAAUGACCGAAGAAGAAAUUCGUUCGCUGUUUAGUAGCGUUGGAGAAGUGGAAAGUGUCAAAUUAGUACGCGACAAAUCGGUUGUUUUCCCCGAUCCAUUGAAUCCGGGUGCACCGAAAGGUCAAAGUCUUGGCUACGGUUUUGUCAACUACACAAAGCCGCAAGACGCUGACCAAGCUGUGAAUGUACUCAAUGGGCUGCGAUUACAGAACAAAACGAUUAAAGUGUCAUUCGCCCGGCCCAGUUCCGAUGCCAUCAAGGGAGCCAAUCUGUACAUUUCUGGUUUGCCGAAAAGUAUGACACAACAGGAUUUGGAGUUGAUAUUCAGUCCGUACGGCACAAUCAUUACAUCGAGAAUUUUACAAAAUGCUGGCAACGAUUCACAGACAAAAGGUGUCGGUUUCAUUCGAUACGACACAAGGGACGAGGCAAAACGAGCCAUUCAGGCGGUCAACGGCAGUAUACCGAAGGGCUGCACCGAAGCAAUAUCUGUGAAAUUCUCAAACACACCGGGCAGCAACAAUAAAUUACUGCAAACGCCAUUGCCAGCAUUUUUGAGUCCGCACAUAGCGCGACGAAUCGGUGGCGCCAUGCACAAUCCAGUCAACAAAGGUUUGGCGAGAUUUUCACCGAUGGCUGGUGAUAUGUUGGACGUUAUGCUUCCAGGCACGAAUGGGAUUAGCGUUGCGCCGGGCGGUGGCUGGAGCAUUUUCAUUUACAAUUUGGCGCCGGAAACGGAAGAGAGCACUUUGUGGCAAUUGUUUGGACCGUUCGGUGCCGUGCAGAGUGUGAAAAUAAUCAAAGAUUCAGCGACGAAUCAGUGCAAAGGUUAUGGCUUCGUAACGAUGACAAAUUAUGAAGAUGCAAUGAUGGCCAUUAGAGCCUUGAACGGAUAUGCAUUGGGCAAUCGGGUGCUGCAGGUUAGCUUCAAGACGAACAAACAAAACGAAAUACUUUAAAUUUGUCUUUUUUUCGGAUUUCAGAGGUUAGGGACACUCAAAUUGAUAUUUUAAAUUGAAAAUAUUGAGAAAAAACAGACAAAAAAAAAUAUUUGAAAAAAAAACGAUAAAAAGAACGAAGAAAGAGGAGGAGACAAAAAUCCCCAAAAUUUUCUAAAUGUUACAUAAAAACCAAAAUUUUUAAAACUGAAGAACAAAAAAAAACAAAAAUGAACGAUUUAGAGAUGCGAAUUGAGAUAAUAACGCGCAAAUGAAAUUCAUUCAAUUUGUAAAGACACACACGGGUGUACACCCCCAAAAAACAACUUUCAAAUGCGGAUUUUUCUUUGACGGUUUUCUUUAAAUUUUUUCCUUUCAAACUAAAAAUAAUGUCGAGUUUUCGAAUAUCAAGCUAUGCUGGCCUGGAAAAACCAAUUCUAUGAAGGGACCUUCCGAAAAAAAAAAAUUUUUUUUUAUGCCGUGUACUCCAACAACUGCAACAUCUACAAUAUCAAUCUCCAAGAUUUGGUCACCGAAAUCACUUAAAAGUGUUGUGCAAAGUGAUAUACCAGCAUCCUGGUAUGUACUUACGAGUGAAAUUUCGCCAAAUUGAGUAUUGCAAUUUUAGCAUAAAAAUUGUCGUAAUUUUGUUCGACUACAGACACUCUAAGCGAGUCGUGAAUUGAAAGGUUGCCCAUCAUCCUAAUUUCCCUUUUUUUAAUAUUUCCUAACGCCCUUUAUCAAAAUUAUGUACGUCGGUGUCGCCCACAUCAAAUAAAAAAAAAAAUCACUCGAAAAAGUCCUUCGGUUUCUAUUUCGAUAAUGAUAAUGACAUCCACCUACGUACUUUGGGCGGAAUGGUGUGACCUUUUUCCAACGGGUAUAAAAUCAGUCACUCAUUCACCAUAGAGCGACAAAAACCCGUAAUUGUUAAGAUUGAGUCGAAGGGAACAAAAAAAGAACGAAAAACCAACAAAUAAUUUGUCAUGUUACUUAGUGACGACAACCAACGAAAAAUGCGGUGAUAGUCUCAAAAUUCUCCUGACCAAUUUAAUCAAAUCGAAUCAAAUGCUCUGCGCAUCUGUGACGAUUGUGUACACACACACACAUACUUAACGAGUGACAGAGGCAUCGUUUACACAUCCUUUUCAACCAAUACACACUCAAAUCGAGCAAAUAUAUUCGUGUCGGUUUAAAAAGUUAAAAUGUUUUAAAUCUCCAUAGCGAAUUUGAUAAAACAAGUCUCGGUGAUUUGGUUUUGCUGUCUGCAGAAAAAAAAAGGGUCACGAAUCCAUUAUAAUAUCGAUACGACUUGAUAUUACAGAAGGGUUGAAGAUUGAAAAUUGCAUUUACUUCUCGGCUGACAAAGUCAUUGUUCGUACUUUAAGAAUAUGAAAUGGAAAUGGCAUGCAUAGCAUGGUAUACAAUGUGUGCAAUUCUAUAUUAAAUCCAGCUAUAUUUGUAUCAUAGUCGACUAUAUCGUCAAUUAAUUGUUGGAAUAGCUUUUCACAUUAUAAUAUGUUGGAUGAAAGUCAGUAUACGCUCGGCGGGAAACUGGUUUAUUUUGUCCCUAUUUAACCGCGGACUGAUAAACCAGAUUUAGAGUGAUUUCCGGUUGGAUUUCCAUUCGGACUGGAUUUUUUUAUCCAAUAAAUUGAUAAUUGGGGAGAAAAUGAAAAAAAAUAUUUAUGAUUAUCAUGCUGGCCGGGACGAAAAUCGGUGUUUUCGUCAAAUUCCAUGACGGUCCGAACAUGUACAAUCGAUUAAAAGAAACUCGGGAUAAAAGUGAUCAUUUUCAUGUUUUUUAUUGACCUCGGCUUUGCCUCGGAUCAACAUAAUUCACACGAAAACUGGGUUUUUUUAGCGUUUUAUCACUUGUUAUGAAUUAAAGAAAAUUUUGAAAAGUAAAAUCCGUUUGACUGGUCAUGUUUUUUCUUCAAUUAAAUGAAUUAACCGAAAAAUAAUACUCAAUCAAUUCAAGCAAGAAGAGAAUUAUAAUCUUUAUGCCAUUCUCGACCAUAUUUUCUUGAUAUAAUAACUUUCAUUGUCUCAAUUUGAUCUCAUCGUCAUAGUAAUAAUACCUAAUCCCAUUGAAUAAAAUAAAUAAAAAUCCUUUUAAUCAUUCAAUGAAUUAAAGAAGAAGAAAAGUAAAUUAAAUCUGAAAGAACGCGCUAAUUAUGUAAUAUUUAUGAAUAUAUAAUACUACCUAUAUAAUCUUACGUACGUACAUGGAUAAGUAAACAAAACAAACAAAAAAUAUUUAAAAGAAAAUUAAAUUAAUGAACGUUAAUUAAAUACACAAAAGAAGAGAAAAAAAUUAAAUAAAAAAAUUUAAAAGAAUUAAUUAAAUUAAAUUAUAAACAAAAGGUUCUAGUCAAACUUGAUCUUUGAUUUUUUUUUUUGAGAGAGAGAAAACAAAACAGAAACAAAAUCUUUCCAAUUUUUCUUUUCUUUGAUUUUGAUUGCAAAAGAAAUGGGAAAGAAAAUUGAAACAGAGAGAAGGGAUUAAAAAAAAACGGAUAGAAGAAAAAUACGAUGGAAUGUAGUGAGGCAAAGAGGAGAAAGUCGAUAAUUUAUUUUCUAGAUUAAUUUAAAUUAUUUUUCUUAUAUUAAUUAAUUAAUUUUGUGUAAUAUUUAAAUUUGUGAAAUAAAAGAUUUAAAGAAAUGAAAAAACCUCAACAAUAAAAAAGUGGACAAAUUUUGUACAAAAAAAAAAAUGAUAAACCCAAAACCAACCAACAAAAAUCUCAGACUAAAUAAAUUGAGUUCUUUCACUGUUUUAGAUCAAAAAAAAUUAAGAAUUUUCUCAACGAAAUGAUCCAAUAACAAAA